Messenger RNA from Brugia pahangi, 207 nucleotides. Lineage: Eukaryota; Metazoa; Nematoda; Chromadorea; Rhabditida; Onchocercidae. The record is from the annotation of a GenBank genome assembly.
AUGACGAAGUGUAAAUGUGGAUGUCAUGAAGGAAAACAAUGCACGUGUAAGGAAUGUCCCGAUAAAUCAGUUGGGAAAUCGAAAUGUGUGGGAUCAUGCCAUGGUGGCAGUACUGGUACCCAUCAAGAGAAAGACCAUGAGGAUGCCAUGAUGGGCAAAUGUUGCGCUGAAGGAAGCAACAAGCAGCAUUACCAUUCGGAGAAGUGA